AUGUACAUUUGUAUCACAACAGAGACUACAGAGGAGGCAGGUCCAAGCCAUGCUGAGGACCCGGUACUGGAACGAGAUGCGAAGAUAAGCUCUCAGCCAUUUCCAGAACGACAAUCAACUCCACCACAUACAUACUCCAUUAUACUUGACAAUUUGGACUUUUUCAUGCACGCACACCAUCAGUCCACUCGCCACAGCAACAAAUCCAUACACUGGAUACACCACAUUGCUGUCCAGGACCGGAUUCCAACAUAUCACCUGCCCAAUGACAACCCGUGUGUGGAUCUUCUUCAGUAUGACUUGAAAAUGUCCUUCCCUGGACCCGAGACACAACUGUUUAUGCGUCGAGAGUUCAUCGUCCUUGGCAGCCGAAUCCUAACUCAGUAUCUGGCAGCUUUCAGAUCAUUUUCCAGAGUGGUAGUGCGCAACAUCCCGCAUCAGUACUCAGAACAAAUGUCACAGCCUUCAACAGAUUACCCAUUAGGACUCAUUUUCAAGAAUGAGAACAAAACCUCUGACCUGUCCGAGGCACUUCGACACAUUCAGCACAAGUAUGUUCCAAACUGCCCCGACGGUGUCUCCACAGUGUUGGUCGGAGGUGAUCGGCUCACUGAAACAAACUGUAGAAAUAUACAGUGGUCUUUUGCAGAUGGAGCUGACGAAAAGGAAAGGAUGGAACGCAUGGUGUUCAUGUUCGAGGACUGGCAUGCCAUUAGAGUACUGUUUGAAAUCCACUUCAAAAUGUUCUUCAGUGAGACAUCUGGCAAGGACCAUGGGACACUAUGUGCCAACAUGACAAAGUUGAGUUUGGCCCAUGCACAAAACUACAGCCACAAUGGAUGAGUCAGGAUGCAUCAUGAACUUAUGCUUUCUGUUGUGGGGUUGGACAUGCACUUCUGCCAUCAUGAAAAGCAGAGUCAUCUCCAGGGAAAGGGUUCUAUGAAUUGAACAGGAUGGUGCAGCAAUGCCAAACAGGGUCCCCAUGGUGCCUUCAAUGCCUACAAGCAUUUUGUCAUCACUGACACAACUGCUCUGUUCCUGGCGGCUGCCAUGGAGCACUUUGGGCUGCAGGAUGUUGCAGAAAUCCCGGAUUCCUUUGUGCCAGAAAAUGUUGCAUCAGGAACGCCAGACAUGAAAAGAGACUGGUUGAGUGAGAAGACAGCCGAGGUGGUGGACAAGUUCAUCUUGUUUUGGGAUAUGCCUGUGGUCAGCGAAGUCCCUGUGAGGCAGAAGAAACAAUAUCCCUGUAGAGCUCAGGGAUGUCAGCAGACAUAUACAUACCAGAAAUCCAGAGACAAACACGAGCUUAACAAACACAACAUGGUUGUUUCCUCAGACACGUUGCCAGAAGAUACAUCAGAAUCCCAAAAUGACCACAAGCAAGCACACAGCAUAGCAAGGCUGAGCUUUAGUUUUUCUCUGAUGGACAUGUUGGAUACUGUCAAAGAAGGUGAUGGGGGCAGACUUAUGCGGCUUUACAAGGUUGCCCUCCUGUACUACAAAGCUCACGGACACAGCCACUACGCCUACAGCACAUUUCUUCUUACAGUACAGCUGAAUGCAGCUCUGAGUCCACGGAUGGCCCACAGCUUGACCUGGAACAGAUUUUGGAAUACCAGGGGAGGGAAGAGGGUCAACAUACCCCUUGAUCUACACCUGGAACACCUAAACAACUUUCUGAAAUCGUUUCUGAAGGGUCAGGGUCCUAAUCUGUCUGAACUCUCAGCAAGCCGGAUCAAUCAGUCAUUGGGUGUCUUUAGAAACAUGAUGGAGAAGGUUGAUGAGGAGUUGAGCAUCAAAAGGUCAACUGGCACCCAUCACACCGAUCAGGAGGAAGUUGAUGUGCUGACUUUGGUCAGUGUGUUCAGCGAGGGACAGUUUUUUACAGAGAUACCUGGCCGUUUUUUUCAUGCCUUCCCUGGCUUCCACAAGAAUCCACUAGUCAAACUUCAUGACAAAGACAUAUGGCAGUGGAUGAAAGACAAAUUGAAUGAGUGGAGCUGUCUAAAACUCUGACGGGCACACCACAGCAUUUUUAGAGUGUGUUUUUUUAUUUAUUUAUUUCC
This is a messenger RNA of Neoarius graeffei (lesser salmon catfish), 2066 nucleotides long. RefSeq lists its product as uncharacterized. The record is from RefSeq and is a predicted model, not a curated record. Lineage: Eukaryota; Metazoa; Chordata; Actinopteri; Siluriformes; Ariidae. The transcript has 7 exons. Bases 1 to 843 code for a protein of 280 amino acids.